Dujonia railenensis is the source of this 2196-nucleotide messenger RNA. NCBI's taxonomy places the organism in Eukaryota, Fungi, Ascomycota, Pichiomycetes, Serinales, Debaryomycetaceae. The record is from the annotation of a GenBank genome assembly.
AUGUCAGCACAUCCGUAUCGCAUGAAAGCCGUAGGUGGAGGGUCAGCUCCAUACCCUACAGACAACGGAGUUGGAAGCUCAAUUCCGCUCCCAGGUGACAAACAAGCCCUUAAUCACAGCCACUUUGAAGGACAAUUUGGUGGGGCACGGGCCUCAAAGCAAGACGAAUACGACACUUCCACAGAUGAAAGCAGAAACUCUGCGUCUGAAUAUAGUAAUGGGGACCAAACGGGCCAUAUCAUGCCUGGAAAUGGAUUUGGUGACCAGGGUGUACAUGGAUUUGGCAGUAGCCGAAUGGGCAACGGGUUUGGGGGCCAACAGCUGGCUGAUGGGAUGAAUGGUGGUGGUGGAGUUGGUGGAGUUGGAAAUGGAUUUGGACUCCAAGGACCUAACUUUAGCCAUAAACAACAAGCAUCAGUUGGAUCUAUUGGUUCGGGUACAGGUACAGGUUCAAGUUCUGGCUCUGCCUCUGGAUCACAGUCUACUGACGUUAGAGACGUCUACGAAAGGUCUCCACCUCCUAUCUUUUCCAAGAACAAGUCACCUCCCUACAACUCCCGGUCUGUAAAUUCGUCGAUAACGAACUUGAGAAUUAACCAGCAACAGCAACCGCAGGGACAGCUACAACACGACUCUCCGGGCCAAGGGCCCUCUGGCUCUAGAUUCGAAUUGACUUCGAAAUCUGAAUCAAACAUACCACAGCAACGUUCCACUUACACCCACCAACGACAAGUAUCUCUGAACUCAUCCUUCAUUGAUAGGACGGACACUGCUAGCAUGGCAGAUAACUCCCAUAACAUUAUUCAGCAAUACCUUGGACUGAAUCUGCAUAGAGCCGUUCCCAGAAUUAAGACUUUGGAGUUGUACAGACAGAACGCCAAGAAGUCCGACGACCCAUUGGUUUUGUUUGAGUACGCUCAAUAUAUGUUACAGACUGCAUUGAUGAUGGAAAAUGGUGAGGUUUCUUUAGGAGGAUCCAAAAAUAAUUCUCCGGGUAGUUCUUUGGAAAACUCUCCAUUGAGAAGCAAGAAGAAUAAGAGCAGACCUGCUUCUGCUGGUUCGUUCGAUAGAUUGAUGAAAAACCAUAAAAAGUCACCUAGUAAUUCGAACUUGUCAGUCUCCGACGAAGAAACCAUUGCAUUAAACGACAUGAAAUUGAAAAAGGAGCUCUUAAACGAAGCUUUACUUUAUCUUCGUAAGUUAUCAGAUAAAGGUUACGUCGAUGCUCAAUAUUUACUAGCAGAUGCACAUUCACUGGGCGCAUUAGGAAAAGUUGAGAACCGUUAUUCAUUUUCUUUAUUUCAAUCUGCUGCUAAGCAUGGCCAUGUAGAAAGUGCGUACAGAACCUCCUAUUGUUACGAGGAAGGUUUGGGUACUGGAAGAGACGCAAGGAAGGCUCUUGAGUACUUAAAAAUGGCUGCACUGAAAAAUCACCCUGCUGCAAUGUACAAGUUAGGAGUAUAUUCAUUUUAUAACAGAAUGGGGCUCGGCAACGAUGUUAAUACGAAAAAGAUGGGGAUUAAAUGGCUUACAAGAGCCUCUAACAUAGCGACCGAAUUAACCGCUGCAGCGCCCUUUGAAUUAGGAAAAAUCUAUUUUACUGGAUUUUUGGAUAUCUUGAUUAAAGAUGAAAAAUAUGCAUUGGAAUUAUACAGCAAGGCUGCUGCAUUGGGACACAUUGAACUGGCCAAAAUCUUAGGCCAGUACUAUGAAGUUGGCGAUAUUCUACCACAAGAUUCCAACUUGUCAAUACACUACUAUACACAGGCUGCGUUAGGUGGAGACGCUGAGGCUAUGUUGGCUAUGUGUGCAUGGUACUUGGUUGGAAGUGAACCAUUUUUACCCAAAGACGAACUGGAAGCAUUUGAAUGGGCAUUAAGAUCAGCAAAUGCCAAUUUUGUCAAGGCACAAUACGCAUUAGGUAACUUCUUUGAGAAGGGAGUUGGCUGUGAAAAAAAUGUGAAAGAACUGCAAGAAUGGUACAAGAAGGCAGCAGAGAAUGGAGAUGAGAAGUCUUUAGCACGAAUUCUCGAUAAGGACUGGGUAACAAAGUAUAACAAGAACAGAAAGAAAAAUAAGAAGAUUACCAAAACUGGUGCACCACCACCACCUACUGCCCCAUCAAUCCCAUCUGAUGGAAAUAAGUCAAAGGUUAAAAGUAAUGCAGCAGAGGAAAAAGAGUGCGUGAUUAUGUAA